Molecule: messenger RNA, 2457 nt
Organism: Aspergillus calidoustus
Lineage: Eukaryota; Fungi; Ascomycota; Eurotiomycetes; Eurotiales; Aspergillaceae
Source: the annotation of a GenBank genome assembly
AUGGAGUUAAACCUCACCGUCGGACAGGUUUCUGGUAUCAUCGCGGCAGGGGCAGUCGUUGCAAAAAUGAUCCUGCCAACUCUCUGCGCCUUCGUCUUUAUCGGAACCCUGCGCGAACGAAAUAAUGUAGCGACGACGACAGCCGUGGCAUGGUCGUCUGUCGGCCGACUGCUCCACUCUUCCUACUGGCCGACCAUACUGAGCAGCGACUCUGCGGUCUUCACAGGCGUUCCAUUUCGUGUCCUAUUCUUCCGGUAUGCCGCUAUGCUGUGCACGAUGCUUAUUUCAAUAGCAGCUAUUAUCACUCCGCUCGGUCUCUACGAAUCGAUCGUCCCUGGCGCUCAGACACCAGAGCAAUUCCACUAUCUGCCCGACAGCGGGAUAUUUGGGACAGGGACCAUGACAAGGAAUGAAAGCGUACCGUGGAGUCGAGCGUGCGGUAGCGAUGUCGAGCCCUUUACCUGUCCUGAUUUGACUCGGGGCAUAUCGUCGGAUAAUGAAACCAUGGAUAGGAGGAUACCAGAGGAGACCAUUAAUCUCUUCUCGAGCGGCCUUUCAGCGUCCAGUAUUUCUAUCUCAAGCAUAUUCGACAUCCAAUGGCGCCAGUGGACGUGGACACGGCUGUCAAGCCGCAACCGCAGCAAUUUCACCAUGCCGAUGCAUUCAUCGUAUUACGAACCGUAUCCUAUCGGGAUAUAUCGGCAGAUUUCGACGUUAGUCCUGGAGGAUGGCUACACACUGAUUGACGGGCUCGUCGUCGACACAACGCGUGGAGGCGUCGGUUUUCGAAAUCACAGUGCGCCUCCACUAACAACGUAUGGAAGCACCUGGAGCGAGGACUUGCUCUUCGUCCAACCUGUUUCGGCCUGCGUCGAUACCAACUUAACACUGGAUUACGCAAUAACAGACCACGAGUCGUAUAACCUAGGCACAACGAUGACUCCAAUAAACUUGACGGACCGAGGCGGCUUCUCGCGGCUCAACACCACGUACCCGACGUGGGAUCUUGCCGAUGUACAAAGCAACCCGCAGCUCUGGGAGCGCGCCUACCAGGCUGCGUGGUCAUCCAACGUUUUCGCACUAAGCAAACUCAAUAUCAGCAAUGUGACCCUGGGCACCGACCCUAGUCAACCUCUCCGCCUGCGCGACAGCAGUAUCGUACCUGGUGCCGGAAUGUUUCCAGUCCAGCCAAGGGGUCCCGGAGGGUGUUUUAUCGACACACAGAAUGCAGCGGCUAUCGUGCCCAAUGAUUUUGCAUGUUACGUGACCGGCUCCCAGGAGAUCCCAGAAGAUGGGACCUUUGAUGCUGCUCCGCGGAUGAUCACAAACCUGUGCGAAGGGGGCGACUAUGACGAGAGCCGCGGCACUCUGGGAAACAUCGGCGCAUACUGUACUCUCAUCCUAGGCGCAUCACAACGAUCCGAUGGCAGUGGUGAUGACGAAAACCACGACUGGCCCCUCCACACACCAAACACGGCUUGGUCGCUCCCAAUGUACUCAUGCGCAAUGGCCGUCGAGGCAAUCAUCAGAACCGUCACCUUUUCCUUCAACACAACUGACGACCUUACCGGCCUAACCGUUCUUAACAUCACAGACAAGACCUACGCCAGAGACGCCGAGCACCCACUAUGGGCUGUCGAGAAUCUAGGCGUGGACAUGGACCCGUUCUGGAUGCGUCCACUGUGGGGUCUCGUCUCGCAUGAAGCCGCAGCGAAUUAUUCCACCGAGCAGCUCAAAACGGUUCAGAAACCAUCUCUCCUUCUGCCCAGGACUAGCAUGUUCCCGCGCGGCACCGGCGUUAUGACCGAGGACUCGCAGAACCUCCCGGGAGUCCAGUUUCCCGACUCCGGGAUGAAUGCUGUGAGUGGCAUGGCCUACGGGUCCAUUGGACUGAUGGAUUACACGGGCGAGGGCAAUCUUGCGCUCUCGCGCCGGUGGAAUACGCUGUCCCGGUCGCCCGAGUCGAUGGCAAGAGUGAUGAAUCUGGUGUGGACGGAUUAUGCCGCUAACGCUGUUGUUGGGACGAAAGGGAGUCCCCGCGAGCCUCAGGCCAGCAGCAGCAGCACCAUCCUCCGCCGCGUCACGACCUAUCGAACCGCCAUACGGUACCAACUAGCCUAUGCAAUCCCCGCCGUCAUCAUGCUUGCAAUCCUCGCACUCACCUCGUUUCUAGCCCUAACUGCCUUCCUACUCGGUCGCGCAACGCUCGGCAAAAUGAAGCGAUACCUCAAUGCAACUUCAGCAGGACGGAUCAUGGUUUCUGUGCUUCACCGUCCGACUGUUACCGCGAGGGGUGUCGACAAUGACACUCCGACUGAUGAGUGGGUUCACGUGGAGGGGACGGUUGAAGUUACCACGGGGAAGAUGCUACCCGUGCCUGUGCUGGCACCUGGGCUGGGGAGUGCGGAGAGGAGUACUCUUUUAAAGGGACCAGUUGUGGGUCAGGAGCCGUUGUAG